AUGGAGAAGUUCUUCCAUGUCCAGUUCGAUCCAAAAACAAAAGAACAAUUAGAAAAAGAGAAGAAGGAAAUGCAGGAUCCGAAAUUCUAUAUUCGUCGUAUGAAUAACGAAACCAAGGAGGCUUUGGAUCAGCUGAAGAAGGAUUACAUACCGAAGAAGGGUCAAGUUGCUGCUGGAUUCACUUCCACUACCAUGACACCUAUAACAAAGCAAAAAGCAGCUGUUUUGUCCGAUGAGGCUGUUCGGUACGUCUUUCAAAAAUCCUGCUUUAACAAAGCGUAAAG
Messenger RNA from Strongylus vulgaris, 284 nucleotides. NCBI's taxonomy places the organism in Eukaryota, Metazoa, Nematoda, Chromadorea, Rhabditida, Strongylidae. The record is from the annotation of a GenBank genome assembly.